Molecule: messenger RNA, 831 nt
Organism: Juglans microcarpa x Juglans regia
Lineage: Eukaryota; Viridiplantae; Streptophyta; Magnoliopsida; Fagales; Juglandaceae
Product: heavy metal-associated isoprenylated plant protein 42-like
Exons: 3
Coding region: 1-831 (276 amino acids)
Molecular function (GO): metal ion binding
Source: RefSeq, a predicted model, not a curated record
AUGGAAGCCAACCGCUUUCUUGGUCCGACAUGUGUGCUUAAAAUAAAUGUUAAGUGUUGCAAGGCAUGUCCUGUGAAACUAAGGAAGAAGUUGCAAAAGAGCCCUGGAGUGAAUUCCAUACUUGUAGAUAAAGAAAAAGACUUGGUUAUAGUUUCUGGCAACAUAGACCCAACAAAGCUCGUAGAUGCAAUCAAAAGGAUUGGGAAAAAAAAUGCAGAGGUUCUGUUCUAUGAAAAGGAUCCUUCUCUCGUCCCACAAAAGCUAAACCACCUGUUCAACAAGAUAAGUGGCACCCAUUGCGAAGAUUCUGAUACUCAUGUGGUUGAUGAUGCUGAAGAUAACGAAGAGAACAAUGAUAUUCAUGACAAAAGUUGUGAAUUUUCCAAUAACAAUACAAUUCAUAAAUUGAAGCGUACUGGUCGUGGGUCUCACAGACAUGACAAUCACCACCAUUACAACGUGCAUGGAAAAGGAUCAGAGAAUAUUAAUAUAAGAGGUAGGGUCUUUGCUAAUCCUUCUGCUGCUGCUGCAACCCGAGGCUACGAGCAUGUUCCAGCAGGAUUGCCGCCAGCUAGACCGCCGUAUGUAUAUCAAGGCUAUGAUUGGUAUCCGACAAUGAUGUACUCCGGGCCGCCACGGCCGCCGCCGCCCCCACUACUGCCUGCUUAUCACGAUCGUUAUAGGCAAAUUAAUCUGCCACCACCACCAGGGGCAGCAUUGAUCAUGCAGCCUGCCUAUACUCCUUACUACAAACGGCGGGAUCCACCAAAUUCCAACUCGAUCUUCCACUACUUUAGCGAUGAUAACAGUGAGGCCUGCACUAUAAUUUGA